AUGGUUCUCAAAGCAGUUAUUCUCGCCGGUCUUUUGGUCGUGAGUGGCGAUGCAUCUGUCUUGCCUCGAGCAAACUACUGGCACGGAUUCUCGAAAAUUGAGAGUGUUUUCUCCUUUGGUGACUCCUGGACCAGGACUGGGUUUGAAACUUCUGGUACUCAGCCUUCAAAGAACAAUCGACUGGGUAAUCCGUCCUACCCAGGCAAGACCAGUUCCAAUGGACCUAACUGGAUCGACUACCUGACAACUACCUACAACAAAUCCCCCUUCCUGACCUACAACUUGGCCUACAGUGGAGCUGUUGUUGAUACAGACAUCAUUCGAAACAAUAACAACGACUUAGUCCGACAGGUUCAAGAGAAGUUUCUUCCCAACUACAAACGCGACAAGAAAUUCGCUGCGUCCACUUCUCUCUUUGCAAUCUUUAUGGGAAUCAACGAUGUCAUGAAGGGAGACUUAUACAACAAGCCAGAUACUCUUGACAAGAUCUUCAAGACCUACAGUGGAGAGAUUGCUGCACUUUACAAGGCUGGUGCCAGAAACUUCCUCCUGUUGACCCUGCCACCUCUUGAGCGCGCCCCAAGAGUGACCAAGAAGUCUGACAGCGCAACAAGAAUUCCUCGAAUCGCAAAGGCAGUAUCUGAAUGGAACAAGCGUGUCAGAUCUUUACAGUCAAGCAUCCAGAAGAAUUAUUCCAAGUCGACUGUUUUCGUCUAUGACACCUAUCCUCUAAUGAUGAAUGUUAUGAAUAAACCCUCUUCUUACAGCGAGACCAAGAUCUACAGAGAUAGUAACGGCUAUUGCUCUGCCUACACCAAGGGAACUGAGAAGCCUGACUCGAAGUCAAGCUCGUGCAAGUACGCUGCUAACCAGUACUUGUGGCUGAAUGACCUGCACCCUACUGAUCCCUUCCACAAGCUAUUGGCAAAGGACAUUAGCAGCUUCUUGCAGAAGCAGAAUGACAUACUCAAGCGAACGCAAUGGACCAACAAAACACUUGCCACCAUCGUUGCUGCGAUUGGUGUUUCUGCUUUUUAUGCGACUAACUGGACAAUUGGCGCCCUCAUCAUGCUCGGACCGCCAACCGGUGUGGCAGUACUGUGGGAUCUGGUCGAAGUAUUAUACCUCAUUAUAUAUACUAACAGUGAUGGCAUCCAUCCCAAUGCCUGCAUUAUCAUCGACAUCAUUUUAUUUAUUGCCGUGGCCGCUAUGUCCAGCGUCAUCGCCUUUACAGCUGCGACACUCAGCGACUCGGGAUGGUACUUUGCCUUCUUCCAGAACGAACAAGGCGUGGAGUAUCUCCGCGUUGCUACAGGCUUUGGGUUCAUGACAGCGUACGUGAAGUGA
This is a messenger RNA of Fusarium coffeatum, 1347 nucleotides long. RefSeq lists its product as uncharacterized. Bases 1 to 1347 code for a protein of 448 amino acids. Gene Ontology annotation, molecular function: hydrolase activity, acting on ester bonds. The transcript has 6 exons. NCBI's taxonomy places the organism in Eukaryota, Fungi, Ascomycota, Sordariomycetes, Hypocreales, Nectriaceae. The record is from RefSeq and is a predicted model, not a curated record.